AUGGGAACUUGUUUGAGCAGUGCUACCGGUGGUGGCAUUUUGAUCGAAGAUAACGACGGCAAUGAGAAAGAUUAUCACGAUCGCUUCCUUGAAGACAGAGUUCUUGGUCAAGGAGAGUUUGGUGUCGUUACCUUGGUUCAGGACAUGAGAGCCCCGGACGGUGAAAAUUCGCUGGCGUGCAAGGUCUUGAGGAAGGGAGUUGUAUUCAAGGAAGGCACGCUCUAUACACCACUGAAGCCCGAAAUAUUACAAGGCGAGAUUGGUAUGUUGAGAACCUUGGCUGGCAAACAUUACAUCAUGAAGCUUGUAGCAGUCUAUGAAACUUCCGCAAUGAUCCAUAUGGUCACAGAAUAUUGUGCUGGAGGUGAAAUGAUGGAAUAUGUGUCGAAACAAGAAGAGGAUCUCCGAACCGAUGAUGUUUCCAGAAUCGCAUUCCAAUUGCUUGACGGUAUUAAUCACUGCGCCAAACAUGAGAUCAUUCACCGUGAUCUGAAACCAGAGAACGUCAUGUUCGUUUCGCCAACGCCAGGAAGCGAUUUGAGAAUCAUCGAUUUUGGUUCGGGUACCCGAAAAGUAGUUGAGGGUGUUCACACAACUUUUGCUGGAUCUGCCUUUUACAUUUCUCCAGAAAUGUUCCAAAGAACGUACACUCAAAAGACUGAUAUAUGGAGCAUUGGAGUAACGCUCUAUGUGUUGGUUGCAGGAUACCCUGCUGAUGUUUUGCAGAAGGCUUUCAAUCACUUGCAACAGAAUGAGAGAGAUUUGAGAAAGCUACCUAAUUUUCCAGAGGACAUGCCUGAUUCGUUUGUUGAAAUGAUGGAUGAACUACUCGUUUAUCGACACAAAUCCCGAAAAACUGCGGACGAGCUUCUGAAACUCGAAUUUGUCCAAUUUCAUAAGGACGCUUUCUCGAUUGAUCAAAUUGCGUUGCAAGCGCAACAAGAAGGGCCAAAAGGAUCUUCGUCUUCAAAUCAGCGUAUGUCCAUGUCGAUUAAAGGAUCUGUCAAUCGCCACACUGUCAUGUUGGAUUAUCAAAAGUAUCAAAUGAGUUUAACGGCUCUGAUUGCGACACUAUUGGGCACGAAAGAAUUGGUCAGUUUUGUUGCAGACGUGGAAGAGAGAGCGAAGGCGAAUCAAGAAAAGCCAGCAGAAGGCAACAUAUCUCUCGGUAUGUCACUAGACGUUAUCUCGAUCAAUGUAUUGAAGGAAAUGCUGAAGGAGCAGAAACAUGAUCAAGUGAUACAAAUGAUUGAUAAGUUGCCGCACUCAGCUACAUUCGAAAAGUAUGCAUACGAUGUUUCAAAGUUGAGAGAAUUCACCAACAAGGAUGACGAUAAAGACGGUAUUACUAGAUCAGUUCGUUUGUCCAGUGGUAACAAGAAGCCAAAGAUGUCACUGCAAAAAUCUGGGUCAUUCCGUGGCUCCUUCCGAUUUUCCAAGAAAAAGGGCAACAGGAGUGGAUCUCUUCACCAGUCAGGAUCGUUACGCGGAAAACGCAACAGUACACUUACGUAA
Molecule: messenger RNA, 1515 nt
Organism: Cylindrotheca closterium
Lineage: Eukaryota; Bacillariophyta; Bacillariophyceae; Bacillariales; Bacillariaceae
Source: the annotation of a GenBank genome assembly